Molecule: messenger RNA, 570 nt
Organism: Ruditapes philippinarum (Manila clam)
Lineage: Eukaryota; Metazoa; Mollusca; Bivalvia; Venerida; Veneridae
Exons: 3
Coding region: 88-528 (146 amino acids)
Source: RefSeq, a predicted model, not a curated record
UUUGUGAAGGAUAGAGGAUAAGCGAAUUGCGUUCCUGACGAAAAAUUAUACUCGAAAGUGUUUGCACAGCGAUUGUUGAAAGUACAAAUGUACCUUUCAAAUGGCGAACGAAGCGGUUUUAUGUUUAAUAUUGGAGACAGUCAAACUAAUGAUGGUAACAAAGGGGACUAUCGCACUCAAAGUUAUGAUGCUGAGGUACAAGGGACUUCACGUGACUUGGCUGUGUAUGGCAAUGACCACUGUCCGAACGCACAAGACAUGCACUACAAUGCAUUGGAAUAUCCUGUAAGUCUUGCGAAUUUUUGGAUACGCAACAAAUAUCUGAAAAUUUCAAAUGAUUACGGUUUCCUUCUUUCAAACUGCAGUGAAUAUCUGUUUGGUUUGAAUGGUCAAUAUGUCGCUCAAGGACAGGAAAAUGAGGACAUUUACAUUGGAGCAAAUAGGGUUAUCUUCACUGGGUUUAAUUAUAGGACCGGUGUAGGACUUUGUUCAAUGAAGUUACGCUGGGUUUCAGGACCAUUUCAGUAAUUCAUAUUGUUUUCUAUAAGGUGUUACUUGAAGCAAUAUAGA